Messenger RNA from Pyricularia grisea, 294 nucleotides. RefSeq lists its product as uncharacterized. The transcript has a single exon. The record is from RefSeq and is a predicted model, not a curated record. NCBI's taxonomy places the organism in Eukaryota, Fungi, Ascomycota, Sordariomycetes, Magnaporthales, Pyriculariaceae. The coding region runs from base 1 to 294 and encodes 97 amino acids.
AUGGGGCGGAUAUUAAUGCUCAGGGCGGCAUGUACCGAAACGCUCUCUAAACCGCUUCAUCAAAAGGCCACAGAGAAAUUGUGCAAAUUCUGGUCGAUAAAGGUGCGAACGUCAAUGCUGAAGGUGGCGGUUACGGCAACGCUCUCCAAGCCGCUUCAUCUGAAGGUCACAAAAAGAUUGUGCAAAUUCUGGUCGAUAAGGGCGCGGGUGUUAACGCACAAGUCGGCCAAUAUGGGAACGCCCUUCAAGCCGUCUCAUUUAGAGACUAUCUCAAAGAAGCAUAUGAACCUAUAG